This is a messenger RNA of Pocillopora meandrina, 11214 nucleotides long. The record is from the annotation of a GenBank genome assembly. Lineage: Eukaryota; Metazoa; Cnidaria; Anthozoa; Scleractinia; Pocilloporidae.
AUGAGAUAUACUUGUGUGUUCUACCACGAUGGCUUCUUGGGCGAAGGUCAAAACACUGUUUUUCACGAGGCCAUUUCUCAUACUCUGUAAGACGAAUCAUAAGCCUCAACAAUCUUUGCAGUUGAUUUUUGUAAUAUUGUGCUUAUCUCGAAGCAAUCAAGCUUAAUUCAAGUAACCUUACUCGUUUUUGGUUAUUUUCAGCCGAACACGUUAGCUUCCAGCGACGAUGUUUUCAGUCCACUGUAAAGUUUUCUUCAUCUUACGACUAUGUCAUCUGUGGAGCUGGAUCUGCAGGGUGUGUCCUUGCCGAUCGUCUUUCGGUCAGUGGUGAAAACAGAGUUCUAAUUCUAGAGGCAGGACCAAAAGAUUGGACAUGGAAGAUCCACAUGCCAGCUGCUGUCAAGUAUAAUCUUUGGAAUGACAAAUACAACUGGUAUUACGAAACGGAACCACAAGAGUUUACGAAUAACAGGUAAUGCAGUUUUGGAGUGUUUUGAGCACCAAGCUUAAUCAAACAUAAAACUAUUAAAGGACAGUAACAAAGAUAAGUCUUAAGCUGGUGUUCGUAAACUUCCCCCCCUCCACCUGUGUCGUCAAAAAAAGUGAUAUAAAAUCAUAAAACAACCAAGCCUAUGCUCCCUGCCUCAAACCACUAGCACGCUACAGGUAUAGAGCCCCAUACUGGAAAAUCACUCCCACCUUCCUGCAAAUUGUUGCCCAAUGAAACAAAAUUUAGAAAAACAAAAGGAUAUUUUGCUCGUUGUCCACCAGCAUUUGAGAUUGAAGUUGUCGAGACGAAGUUUCAAAGUUUUAUGUGUCUCUCAUAAGAUGCCAAUUUUCUUCCAUACAGGCGGAUCUAUCAACCCAGGGGGAGGGUAUGGGGCGGAUCUUCGUCUCUAAAUGCAAUGGUGUACAUCAGAGGUCAUGCGUAUGAUUAUGAUCGUUGGGAGGAGGAAGGUGCUGAAGGAUGGUCAUAUGCAGAUUGCUUGCCAUAUUUCAGGAAAUCUCAGACCCAUGAGCUGGGUAGGUGUUCACUUCAUUUUUCGACUUCCACUGUAUUUUUUUUAUUAUUGGAGCGCCACAUCCCUUUAAUCCUGGUAGCCCGCGUAACGACCAACCGUACAGACCUAACAUCGGACAAACAGGGAUUAAAAGUCUCUAUUUUCUAAGUCUCAGUAAGGCACCACAAACGUUUCCUUACUGAAGCUGGGAUACUGCGAUAUUCUCGUUUUCUUUAGAUGAUGAUUUGCAAAAGCUUAGUAUUCCUGUGAUGACUCGUCCUUCCGGUGUCGUUUGCAAUCUUGAAGAUCUUUUGCGCAAUUUUUUUAUAGCCUUGUCGCGAUAGACAAAAGCAUUCUAGGCGAUGUAAAACCUAUUCCGUGAGGGACAAAAGUUCUUUAUUUACUAACACCGUUACCUGUUACCCUUAAUGGGUAAAGGAGGUUGUUGUUACGCAUGCUGCUGUUGUUUUUGUUUCAGAGGUCAUGUAAUGGACAAGUUAACAAUCUGCUCGUUCUCGCUUGUAGGCCCAGAUGAUUACCGAGGAGGCGAUGGACCGCUCCAUGUAUCCUGUGGUAAGUCAAAUGGUAACCCUCUAUACCAAGCAUUCAUUGAUGCUGGUGUCCAAGCUGGUUAUCCCUUCACAGAUGACAUGAAUGGCUCCCAACAGGAAGGGUUUGGUUGGAUGGACAAGACGAUCCAUAAGGGAGUACGAUGGAAUACAGCAAAUGCCUACCUCAGACCUGCACUUAAGCGCAAGAAUCUUCAAACACAAACAAGGGUCUUGACCUUGAGAAUUUUGUUUGAGAACAACCGUGCUGUAGGAGUGGAGUAUCAGUUGGGCAAUGAAAUAAAACGUGCUGGGGCCAGAAAGGGAGUUAUCAUAGCUGCUGGAGCCAUUAACACACCUCAGUUACUGAAUUUGUCAGGCAUUGGGAAUGCUGUUGAUUUGGAAAAACUUGGUAUUCCCGUGAAGGUUCAUCUUCCCGGUGUUGGUUACAAUCUUCAGGAUCAUAUGUCUGUGGCUUUUAUGCAGGUAUGUAGUAUUUAUCAAGGUAUUCCAGAGAGUGCUAUGCAAUCGUAAGUUAUCACACCACUGCUCUCUUGUUUCACGAGUGUAAUCAGCCCCUGACGCUUUACCGUACUCUGAAGUGGUGGAACAUGAUUCCAGUAGGAGUGAAAUGGUUCCUCACAAGGACUGGACCAUGUGCAACAGCACACAAGGAGGCAGGUGGCUUUAUUCGCAGCAAGGAGGACAUAUCGCAUCCUGACAUCCAGUUUCAGUUUGUGCCUCUGGGGUACAAAGAUGACGGUAGAGUGAUAUUCCAGAGGGAUGCCUUCAUGGUGGGUGAAAGAUAAGCUCUUAGGAUAUCAUGCAAAUUUUCAGGCGUAUUUCCCAUAACCCUUUAAAUCCUAAGGGUGACUGGCUUUCACAUAAUUUCUCCUAACGUAAAAGGAAAUGAUCGUUAAUUCCAGAAGUUUAUGAUUGUCAAACAAAUUCUCCUUGUCAACACCUUAGGAAAUAUAUAGAGAAUAGUAUGGAGAAUAUAGAUACUGAUGUAAUGGUGUAAAGGGUUUUGUUGUUGUUUUAUGUCUGUUUUUAACGUUUUGUCCAUACUUAAGAGGAAUUUUCUUUUGUUCAUACUGAAUACUAAACCAAGUAGAAUUUAUCCUUUCUUUAUAUUUAUCUGGCUAUGCGUAAAAAAACUUUCUCUUGGACAAAAUCUUGAGAAGAAGGAAAUUACUCUGUCAGUGUUGCCACACUUUCUAAAUUUCCGUCAAUUUCAGUGCGGUACUAUAAUACAUGGUAGUCUAUUUUAAAAAAAUAAUAGUUAUGAAAACGUUCUGAACGCUUUUGUUGAUCACGUUGUUUUAUUUCCUUACGAGAUUCACGUUGGCACCUUACGUGCUACAAGUCGUGGAUAUGUAAGACUGAAGUCCACAAAUCCAUAUGAUCAUCCCAGUAUCAACCCUCAAUACCUGUCCACUGAAGAAGAUCGGGUGGAGCUAAGAAAUGCUGUUAGACUUACCAGAGAAAUAAUCAGCCAACAGGCUUUGGAGCCAUUUUGUGGGAGAGAGUUAGAACCAGGUACUUACAGUGAAACAGUAUGAUGACUAUAAAAUGCUUUGUUUUAGCAGAUAUCUCAGCAGGUUUUAGGGUCUUAAUUUCCAUGAGAAUUAACUAAAAAAAAAAAGAAGCAGACCACUACCACGUCAAGACACCUUUUAGACCACUUGCCCACUAGGCGAUCCAUGUGUGCAUUCUUCGGUUUGUUACACUUUUGAUUCCUUAUUCCUUCUAUAGACAUUCUCCUUUGAUCUCCUGUGACUGGCUGCCUGAAGUUUGUUCUUAAUAAAAGUUUGUUUGUUGAGGUGUCUCGCACUUGUUGGUGUGAAAUGCUAAAUUACAGUAUGUUUGUUUGUACGCUUACAAAGGUGACCAUGUUCAGACAGAUGAACAAAUUGACGCUUGGAUACGACAGAACGCCGACACUGUAUAUCACCCAUCAUGCACUUGUAAAAUGGGUUCCGAAGAUGACCCGAUGGCUGUUGUCAAUAAUAAAACGGAGUUAUUCGGUGUGGAGAACCUAAGGAUUGUCGACGCAUCAAUCAUGCCGAGUGUUGUGAGUGGAAAUAUCAAUGGACCAGUAAUUAUGAUCGCGGAAAAGGCUGCAGAUAUAAUUUUAGGAAAUCCCCCUCUUCCUAAAUCGAGAGCACCAGUGUAUAAAAAGCCAGAAUAAAAAAGUUUUGAAAUAUAUGUGCUGGCUUUUUGACGUAAGAAUUAAAGUAGGUAUAUUAGUAGGUUUUUAAAACGUAUAAGGAUCGUGAUUCCAUUCGAGACAAAGUUUGUCCUAUCUCAAAAAAUUGUGGCUUGGGAAAGGUCUUUGUGUCAUUUUACUAAAUCGAAUUACUGUUAAGAGCUGUUUUCAGCUGGGGCUUCGAAAAACUAAACCAAAGUAAGCACAACAACCCAUCCGAGUGAAGAUCGACUUCAUUGGCCGGUGAGAACUCACCGCGGGAAAACGCGAGUAACCAAAUCAUGAUUAGUUUUAGUUUUAGAUUUGAUUAAUCAGUUGUGAGGGUGGCGCGAAUUUUUUAGGCCAAUCAAGCAAUCAUGGAUUACUUUCGACAUUUAAUUGAGAACUGCUCCAGUACCUUAUGGAAGAAAAUUCUGUUUUGAGAAACACUUCGAAAAAACAAUUUCGAAAAGAAUGAGCUAUCUACAGGUGCAAUUAGUUCCUCGCUGUUUGAGGAUAAAUAACGAAUUUAUUUUAGUUGUUAUAGUAUUGUGAACACGAUCUUUGCAGCUAACUUAUGAGUCGAGCAAAUUAUCCUGUAAAUUUUAAAACAGUGAACACGUGAACCGUUUGUCGUUUCUGCACUCAAUUCAUCAUUUAGAAUUUGCAAGUUAAUAUAUGGGACAGUGUCAUCGUUCAAGCUUCUCACCCACUUUUUCAAAGCUUUGUUACUCUUCCUCAUGAGCAUCAAACGGUGACAUCUGGAGGAAAAAUAAGAUCGAAGGCAGCUCGUCCAAGUGAAGUUGUAUAGCAUGGAAAAUAGACUUCAAAAGUCGAUAGAAGUGAGCUUUUCACUGAUGAAUUCGAAGCUCCUGUACUCUUUCAAAACUUCUUGAGGGACGACCUGCUACUGAGGUGGAAACGAUCAGCAGAGUUGCAGCUGGGUUUUUUGGCGCGAAAAUCCGAUGAGUGCCGAUAGAUUUCGACUCUCAACCAAUCAGAAACGAUUACUUAGAAACCAAGUGAACACUGCUUUAUCUUUCCAUGAUUUGUACUCCACAAAAUAAAUAGAACAUUUAUUUUUUUCUUGCUUUUGAUGAACUACUUACCAGUCUAUCAUAAAAUUGAAAGAAUUGGAGAACCGGUGACAAAUCAGUGAACUGUUUUUUGGACGUUUAGCGAUAGAAAGACUGGAAACUAGUACCUAAAGUUUACAUGUUCUUAGAGGUCCAAUGAAGAGUGAAAAAUGAAAGUUGCUGUAUUUUCUUAAAAAUAGAGUGUUUUACAUAUAUUAUGAACGGCAAAUUCAAUUUCAUUUUGACUGCAAUGAACCGCUGAUUCACUUUCGGUGGUAUGUCGUGACAUCAACCCGUGACAUUCUUCUGUGAUAUUGGCAAAUUAAAGUCGGUGACUCGACAAAAUUAAUACACUCCUGCAGGUGCAGGGGUUCGAGAAAUCCAGGAUAAAAUUUCAGCUAUACGUUGACACAAGCAACAGUGAUCUGGCGUUCAGAUAGCGAUAAAUUUUGGUGCUUGAUGUGCAAAACUUAUUAAGGUGAGUCUGUACAAAACUUAUUAGCAGGGUGAGUAUGUACAAAAAGCGAGAAAAAUCGCCAGAAUCACGGACCUUGCCGCAGGGUGUAGUUAGGGUCAAUUGAGCCUAUGUUAAAAUUUAGACCUGUAUCUUACAAUCUAUUGAUACAAGACUUGCCUUUAGUGGACGUUUGCUCAAAGUGUAAGCGAACACUUAAGAGGUAACUGCAAAGUCUGCGGGGUUAACUUAGGGUCGAGUAUUGCAGUAGACCUACUCUAGAUACACAACUCCCAUAAACAGAUACAAAUUAUUACAUAGACUAAAUAUACUUCUGCAUCAACCUCUCCCCCCUUCCCACCCUUGUUCGAAAAAAAGAAACACAAGGCAAUAAAUUAGAGUAUCUAGAGGUAAGUAUGAAACUAAUGGACCAUACUAGACUAUGGUUUUUAACACUUCCUUAUUUUGUUGCAGGUAUUGAACAUGAACAGGUUUUCCUUGGGGUUUGUUCAGAGCACUUAUAAGGUAUCCAGAAAAAAAUUUACCUGGAAAUUGACUGGUUAGUGUGAAGCCAAUUGAAAUCUUAUCGAUAUGGUUAAUUUCCUUAAAGAUAAUCUUCAAUGCAAAAAUUACACUCCUCCCAUCACACACCCUUACCAAUCAAACAUGUAGAAGAGGGUGGAUGGAGCCAUCCCUGAUUGACAUGAGUUGACCCUAUGUUGACACAUGAAGGAUUUGAUGCACUACACAAGAUAAGAUGCAUGUUACAGGUUGUGACAUGGCAUGGGGUAUGGUCAGGAGGUAACCAAUUUGGAUUGUUUCAGGUUUAAAUGAAUUGCACUUUCUCUGUGAUAACUGCAUAAAGAAGUUCUAAGGCAAAAUAAAGUUUUAGUACAUUUAUUAAGCUUAAAGAACCCACAAUUAGAAUAUUUAAUAAGGUGAGGAUAACUUAAUGUUCAGUGGUGAACUGUCAAGGAAAUUUGGAAAAUACUGUGGAGAUAACUUGUGAUGGGUGUAAGUCUAAGCAUACAGUUAAAUGAGCCAAAAAUAUGCCAUGGAAAGUAACCUUGCCAAACCAUGUGGCCCCAUGAGGUAAAGGGUACAUUAUCAUGCAGUGAAGUGAAAUUUAUUGUUUCUUAAUCUAACCAGGAGGCCAAGUGAUAGAAAGAUACUCUAAGUCAACCACAUCAUUUUCCUCCACCCAUGAAUACAUUAUCAUUGGUGCAGGAUCAGCUGGGUGUGUUCUGGCCAAUCGGCUGUCAGCUAAUCCAGAUUUAAGGGUACUCCUCCUUGAAGCUGGACCAUCAGAUAACACAUGGAAAAUACAGAUGCCAGCAGCCAUGUCAUAUAACUUAGAAUAUGACAGUCACAACUGGUUCUAUACAUCAGAGCCUCAGCAAUAUUUAAAAAAUAGGUGUUAAAACAAAUUUAAUUUUCUUUUCAUUUUCACACCAUUGCUAAUCAUAACAUUAAUUAACUUGGUGAUUCUGCAGUCCAACCAAGAUCUGUUAACCCUUUAACUCCCAAGAUCGGAUAGUUCCUUCUCCCUCUAGCUGCUUGACAUUUCCUUCCAAAAAAGUUACGAGAAUUUAAUGUUAGAUCAAGAUGACAACCUAUACCUGAUAAGUUUGAGUCUUCCUAUUACCUGUUUGCUGGAUAGUGUAUGGAUAUUGUAGUGAGAAGUUACAUUUUAAUCACUUCUGGAAGUUAAAAGGGUCAAGGAAGUAGGAUGGUAGGAGCCUGGGGAAAAAUGGGGAAUAUCAUGGGAAAGAUGGAUGGGGGGGUGCAGUAUUGAAAUUGGACUUAAAGUGGGUUAACCAGCUCUUGACCCUCAUGUAGAUUUGGUUAAUAAGCCACAAGUGUUUAUGUUUCUAGUCUGAAAUUAUUUUUGGUUUUCAGAUUUUCUCUUUGUCUCAUGCCCAAAGCAAAUGAAUUUAACAUAUAUUGUUGUCAUACAGAAGAGCCUACAAACUUCAGUCUCUCUUUCUCCUUCCCUGCUCAUUGGUUUAUCAUGUUUUGGAUACCCAGAUCUCAGCUGAAUUGAAAAUCUUGAUUGAAAUCUCCCAAUAGUCCAGUUUGCAGUUGUGUGCUUGGUCACCAAGCCUUUGAACAAGAGUGAGGCUAAGGGUGACCUUGUUACAAUACAAAUGGUGCUGCUUUUUAAAAGUAAAUUUUUUUGUUAUCAUGCUAGCUAGAUACUGGUCUCUGUCACAACAAGGUCACCUUCAGCCUUGCUCCAAAUCAAAGGCUUGGCAACUAAGUAAAUAACUAUAAAAUGGCCUAUUGGCUGUCAGAGGACUGGGCAAGUGAUGAGUAGAGCAGUUGAACAGUGCGUUAAUUUAUGGGUUUGAUUCUCACUGGAGGCUUUUUAGCUUUAACUCACACUCACCAGAGAUUUAUCAAUCUAUCAAAAAAUAAUUUUUAGUGAACUCAAAUGGCUGCUCUUCAUGUAUAUUGCAGGACUAUUUACCAUCCAAGAGGUCGUGUACUGGGCGGGUCCUCCUCAAUAAAUGCAAUGAUUUUUGCACGCGGACAUGCGUUUGAUUAUGACAGAUGGGAUAGGGAAGGUGCCACAGGAUGGUCCUAUGCAGACUGUUUGCCUUACUUCAAGAGGUUGGAAAGAUACGAACAUGGUAUGUUUGUGUUUACCACACAAGGACUUGAUCACCUCUAUGCCUUACCCAAUAAGUUUUUUGCUUUUAGCAGACACUUUCAUGUCAAGCGGUGUUUGUCUUCUCAAAUACACUCUUUGACACAAGAUGAGAGAAAAAAAUUAAUCUAUUUGGAUUUUGUUGGUCUAAAGCAAAUAAAAUUAUCUUAAAUUAUCUCAGUUACCCAGCAAAAUGCACUUUUAUUCGAUACAAAGCACUCCUUUAUAAACCAUGCACUAUCUAAACUAAGGCUGUUAGGUGGAGACAAGCAGUGUAACAGAAAAAUGUUUUGCUCAAAAAUGCAACACCAGUGACCACACCGAGGACUCGCACCGAACCUCUCAAUCGGUUUUCCGACCCUUCUCCGGCUGCUGUGUCUACCUCAUGGACAUGACGCGAGUUUCUGUGUUUAGGUGCUAGUCAGUAUCGUGGAGGAAGUGGGCCAAUGCGAGUGUAUCGUGGAACACAUUCUAAUCCUCUACACCACGUCUUCAUCGCUGCGGGUGUAGAGGCCGGUCACCCAUUUACAGAUGACUUCAACGGUUAUCAACAGGAAGGAGUUGGCUCACUGGAUCGUACUAUACACGAAGGGAAGAGAUGGAGUGCCGCAUCCGCUUAUUUGAAGCCAGCUCUUCCUCGGAAUAACUUAACGACCCGGACCAGAGCACUGGCAAACAGAGUGUUGUUUGAAAACGGUAAAGCCAUUGGAGUAGAAUAUCGGGUUGGGGAUUCAGUGAAACGAGCACGCGCCUCUAAAGAAGUCAUCCUUUCUGGUGGAGUAGUUAAUUCUCCACAGUUACUUAUGCUGUCUGGGAUUGGGGAUGAAACAGAGCUGAAGUCGCUGGGAAUACCUAUGGUGGCAAAGUUACCAGGAGUGGGAAAAAAUCUGCAAGAUCACGUCCAAGUGUAUGUCCAAUAUGUAAGUAACUAGCACCAGAUAACCUACAUGAUUGUAGAGAUCUUGAAUGUAUUUUAGGAAUGUAGAGCAUUGCACCAUUCACAGGAAUUUCAGCCCUUAUGCCGUUCAAAGUGGGUAAGUUUCUAAAGAAACUGUGGUGCUGCGUCGGUGGGAGAGAAUAACAGGGUAAUUUAGUAUUAUCAACUGAGUUGACUGAGUUGACUGAGUUAGCCCUUCAUCAGAGCGAUCGCUCUGACGAAGGGCUAACGCUCGAAACGUCAGCUUUUAAACUUUUUUACAGUGGCCAAUUAACGUUAUCAACUUAGUUGAUGAUACCAAAUUACCCUACUUAAGUUGUCACCCUGUUCACAGUGGCUUAUGAUCAUCAUCAUCAUCCUCAUCUUUAUUAUUGUUAUCAUAAUUAUUAUUGGUAUCCCUGUUACAUUUUAUUACUAAAAUCUACCUCGAUUGGAAAUAAUUUUUAUUACUACGAACACAACAGGAAAGCCUCAAGCCAGUGACGUUGAACAGUACGUUUAAACUGCACAACAUGAUACGAGCUGGCCUACAGUGGUUUUUAUUCAAGAAUGGAGUGUGUGCCUCUAACCAUUUUGAGAGCGGUGAGUUCGUUAAAAGUGAUCCCAGCGUGUCACACCCCGAUAUACAGAUGCAGUUUGUUCCUACUGCGAUGAAAGAGGCGGGCAGCUCUGAGAUUAUUCAACAUGGAUACCAGGUAAAACUGUCGACAAAGUCCUGCUUUGAAAACGAAAGAGUUGGCAACCAAAGGAAAAACGAAUGGAUAUAGGGAAAGGGAAGACGCAAGUUUUGCAGCUUGUUAUUUUUUGUUGCCGAGUUCGCAUCAAUUUCUCACCAGAGACUUCUGAGAACAGGCUUAUAGGAUAAUUACCUUCCUGAUGGAUUCUCUUUCAGGUUUGUGCUGAGAUUCUUAGACCCAGCAGCCGGGGCUUCGUGAAACUGCGAUCACGUGACCCACUUUCCCAUCCUGUCAUUCAACCAAACUAUCUGUCACGUGACAGUGAUCGUCGCUUAAUGAGGACCUGUGUGCGAAUUGCACGUGAUGUACUCAACCAGAAGGCCUUUGAACCUUAUAGAGGAAAACCGAUAAAACCAGGUUUGUAUAGGUAACAGUAUGGUUUAGAGUGCAAUUUAAAGUGCAUAAGCACGGAAAAAAAUUUCAGAUACCAAAAUUUGUAGUCUUGAAAAAUAAAUUUCAUGAAAAACGCAUUACAGAAAGUCAAAACGUUUUUGGCUUAAUAAUUUUCCUUUUAAACCACGAGUCACAUGAAAAAUGACCUGAAUGUAAUUUUUCUCUUAUUUUAUUAGAUGAUUUAUAAUGCUGAAGCCCUUUAAACCACGAGAGUGACCUAAGACCAUGUGAAGCAAACGUCAAACCAUGAUCAAGGAAAUGAUCACCAACUCAAGAAAACUUAAUUGUUAAACAAGUUAUUAAACCUUUUUGUCAGUACGAAAGGAAAUUUAUAGAGAGGAGUAUGGUGAAGAGUGGUUACUGAUGUCCGAGUGUAAAGGGUGUAAGGACCGGCAGUCGUUUUUUAUCUUGUGGGGAGUGGAUCGGAGAAUUUUAGGGGGAACAUCUGGUUUUCAUGGAGAACAGAGGGGGAGGUGGGGUCAGUAGUCGUUAACAGAGUAUAAGGGCGAACUAAAGCCAUGUUACUAAGCAAAAUAUGGACAUCUUGAUAAUCUUUAUGACCUACCCUUGAAUCCGUUACACCCUAGUUAUAUUACUUGACCCUGGAAUCCUAGAAAGAUAAAUUUUAAACUUGAUUUUUUCCUCUCAGCUAAGACUUGUGAAACCGAGGACGAAAUAGACGCUUUCGUUCAAGGAUACGCUAAGACUGAUUACCAUCUCUGUGGAACGAGCAAGAUGGGAGCCGAAGAUGACCCGAUGGCUGUUGUCGACGCGCAAACUCGUGUCUUCGGAGUCGACAAUCUCCGGGUCGUGGAUGCGUCUGUAUUCCCUAGUAUAGUUAGCGGUAAUCUUAAUGCUUCUACGCUCAUGAUGGCGGAAAAAGCCGCAGACUCUAUUUUGGGGAAGUCGCCAUUGCCUAAGGAACACGUUCCAGUAUAUGGGACAUCAUGACCUUUAGCUGUUGUUACAGAACUCUGAGUAGAGAUCGAUGAUUUAUAAACGUGAACCAGUCUUGUUUCUUCGAGAAAAGCCAUAUCUCCCCACAUGUCGAACGCUAUAACCAGUUCUGAUUUCGUGCAGACACUUUAAUACCUUUUAAUUCAUUUUCCUUUGUGCGAGUUGUGAUUAUGCAAAGAUGUGUCAUUCAUUGAUUACCGUCUUCUGAGCUCCAAGAUGCCCGGAGCCUUUGUCUAAAAACGAGGCCGAGUGCCAAACAGAUUUCAGUUAUCA